Messenger RNA from Drosophila willistoni, 1700 nucleotides. RefSeq names its product probable citrate synthase, mitochondrial. Bases 109 to 1569 code for a protein of 486 amino acids. The transcript has 2 exons. The record is from RefSeq and is a predicted model, not a curated record. NCBI's taxonomy places the organism in Eukaryota, Metazoa, Arthropoda, Insecta, Diptera, Drosophilidae. Gene Ontology annotation, biological process: tricarboxylic acid cycle; carbohydrate metabolic process. Gene Ontology annotation, cellular component: mitochondrial matrix.
CCAGAAUGUGUCAGUUGUUUGCCGUAGACUGGGGAGUACACAUUGUAAAAAUUAACUAGUAAAUUUAUUUUAAACUACUCACGACCAUAAUUUCGAUUUUUUUUUACAAUGGUGAAGUCCCUGAUGUCUCAGCGAGCCACUGAAUUGACUAGAUUGGCCUUUGGCCAAUGGAAGACAGCACAUCAGCCCCGCUGCUUGGUCCCUCAUAGAAAGUAUUCCGAUGGAGCCAAUCUGAAGGAGGUUUUGGCCAAACAAGUUCCACAAGAGCGAGAGAAGAUGAUGGGCCUAAAGUGUCUGCAUGGCGACAAGAAGCUCGGCGACAUUAAACUUUCUAAUGUGAUGGGUGGCAUGCGAGGAUUAAUGUUGCUUAUGUGCGACACAUCGUAUGUGGACCCCAAUAAGGGUAUAUUUUACCGGGGCAUGACGCUCAAGGACGUGGUCAAAGAUUUGCCACGCGUCCAGGAGGGCAGCAAGGAGGGAACACCAGAGGGAGCCUUUUGGCUGUUAACAACCGGUAAAAUGCCAAACAAAGGUCAAGCCGAAGGACUGACCAAAGAAUGGAACAAGCGGGGCAAUGUUCCGCGCUAUUGCCAGCGCCUUUUGGAUUCCAUGGAUCAACGAAUCCAUCCCAUGGCCCAGCUGUGUGCUGCCAGUUCCUGUUUGGACGCGGAAAGCAAAUUCGUUAAGGCCUACAGGAAGGGAGUCAAAAGAGCAAAGUAUUGGGAAUACAUUUAUGAGGACGCAAUGGAUCUGUGCGCCAUGAUGCCCCCAGUAGCUGCAAUCAUCUAUUGUAAUGCAUUUAAGGACGGUGCUGGAUCUCGAGAGUUAAAUCCAAAGGAGGAUUGGUCCGGAAACUUUUGUCGCAUGUGUGGCUACAAGGACAAGAACUUUAUUGACUUGAUGCGACUCUAUUUUGUCCUGCAUGCCGAUCACGAAAGUGGAAAUGUCUCGGCUCAUGCCACCCAGUUGGUGGGAUCAGCUUUAAGCAGUCCUUAUCUAUCAUUCUCGGCGGGCAUGGCUGGUUUGGCAGGACCUUUGCAUGGCCUGGCCAACCAGGAGGUAUUGAUCUGGUUGCAAGAAAUGAUCAAGGAAAUUGGCGAUGAUCCCAAAGACGAUGAGAUAAUUACUUAUGUGAAUGAGACUCUAAAAGGUGGAAAGGUGGUCCCCGGCUACGGGCAUGCAGUACUCCGUCAGACUGAUCCACGUUUCGAGUUGCAGAACGACUUUGCCAUGAAGAAUUGCAAGGAUGACAAGAAUGUGAAAUUGGUCACCCGACUGUGGAAACUGAUUCCCGAGAUAUUGAAGAAACUGGGCAAAGUGGCCAAUCCGUAUCCAAAUGUGGACGCCCAUUCCGGUGUCCUGUUGCAGCAUUAUGGCUUGAAGGAGAUGCAAUACUAUACAGUUCUCUUUGGUGUAUCUCGGGUCUUGGGCGUAAUGGCACAAACCAUAUGGGCCCGAGCCUUGGGCGCACCCAUCGAACGUCCCAAAUCCUUUACCUCUGAUUUUCUAUGCAAAUUCCUCCAGGAUAAGGGCGAUGACAAGAAAGCUGGAGGUGGCAAAAAAAAAUGAUAACCAGUAAUUUUCAUUUGCUGUGACUAGUUCAAGUUCGACGGGUCGUUUUUUAACGGCGAACAAUUCCUUAUUUUAUAAAUAAAUUAGAAAAAUUAUACAUGUUACAAGAAAAUUGUAAUAACGUUAAA